This is a messenger RNA of Leishmania mexicana MHOM/GT/2001/U1103, 729 nucleotides long. RefSeq lists its product as uncharacterized. Lineage: Eukaryota; Euglenozoa; Kinetoplastea; Trypanosomatida; Trypanosomatidae. The transcript has a single exon. Bases 1 to 729 code for a protein of 242 amino acids. The record is from RefSeq and is a predicted model, not a curated record.
AUGCCGUUCUGGAAGAAUUACAUUUACACCAAGCCGGAGGUGGACGAUGACGAUUUGCCGCAGGUGGAGUACCGCCUAUUCGACGAUGAGGGCAGGAUGAGGGAUGACAACGUAGCGGCGAUGGCGGUCACCGCGUGGCGCAGGUCAUCGACAUCCUCGAAAGCAUCCGCAAACGCGAAGAAAUCGCCACCUCAGUCGCAGAAGAAGCACGCGUCUCUGCUGAAGUCUGUCGGCGCGAAGCUGACGACUCCGCUCAAGGAGGCAGACUUGAAGGACUCCCCGCACUCGCCCAGCAAGGCCGCCUCUCGCUCCCCGCACGCCAGCAGGUUGGCGGCCAGCUCGCCAGCCAAGUCGCCAGAGCCGCAGCCGGUGACUUCCGCGAGCAGCACGCCGCGCAAGGCCAGCCCGAAGAAAGCGCCGCUCAAGAAGAUCUCUCCCAAGAAGUCAUCGAAGCAAUCGUCGCCGAAGAAGGCCGCCUCCCGAUCCCCGGCCCGCGCGCGCUCUCCUUCGCCGACGAAGCCCAAGCCGGCGACAAAGACGUCAGCCCGCCGUCGGCGUUCUCGCUCCCGCUCGAACUCGCGGCGCAAGGCCGCGACGGCGCCUUCCAAAACGCCGAGCCCAAAGUGGACACUCGCCGCGUUGAAGGAGUUUGCGAAGGACAACUCGAUUCAGUUGAAGGGGGCCAAGACAAAGGCGGACAUCCUCGGCACCAUCCACGGCUCCCCGUAG